Messenger RNA from Pollicipes pollicipes, 1933 nucleotides. RefSeq lists its product as uncharacterized. NCBI's taxonomy places the organism in Eukaryota, Metazoa, Arthropoda, Thecostraca, Pollicipedomorpha, Pollicipedidae. Bases 63 to 1274 code for a protein of 403 amino acids. The transcript has 2 exons. The record is from RefSeq and is a predicted model, not a curated record.
ACAUUCGGGUAGCUGCCAACUGCUCUGCUCGUCGUCGAGUGGAACGGACAAAAAUCAUUAGAAUGUGGCGUAUUCUGGCCUCCACCGUCCUGGUGGCUCUGGCGGCGGGCCAGCUUGAGGUGCCCGGCGCCUACCUGCCUCCCGCGUGUCCCGAGCCCAAAACCAUCUUCAACACCGAGACAAAGGUGGUCACAAACACCGUCACCCGCGUGCUGACGUCGGUGGUCACGCAGCAGGUGCUGCUGACGUCAACCGUCACGAGCGUCGUGCCCAGCACCAUCAGCGUCACCAACACCGCGAGCGAGACCAAGCAGGUCAUUGAGUCGAGCGUUGUGUCGCGCGCCAUCCAGCUGACCGUGACCAAGACUGUCAGCCAGCCGGGCCCGACGAUCACCGUGACGAGGACCAAGGUGGUGAGCGAAGUCAGCGUGCUCAACAAGGAGCAGCUCAAGACGCUGGAGGUGACGCAGACAAAGGUGGUCUCGAAACAGGAGACCGCGACCAAGAAGGUCACCAACACGGGUACCAAGAAUGUGGAGAAGCUGAUUUACUCCACCAGCACGUUGGUCGUGCCUGGCAAGACGGUGGAGCAGAUCAAGACCAGCGAGCUGGUGCAGACCAAGGUGGCAUCCUCGCAGCUGCCCGCCGUGACCAAGAUUGACACCAAGGUGCAGUACAUCACUGUCACGCUGACGGAGACACUGCCUGGUAAGACCAUUACUCAGAUCAAGACCGCCGUCAACACUAGGGCCAUCACCAUCACAGACACCUGCGACCAAGACGGAUCUGGUCACCGUGCCGCAGGUCAUCACCCAGACGCAGCCGGCAUACGCCACGCGCACCGUGGUCAGCACGAAGGUCUCUACCGUUGUCGUCACCGUUACGCAGACGGUACCAGAGUACGUGACGCAAACUCAGACGAAGAUCUCCACCAAGCCGGUGGUGGUCACCCAGACGCGGACCGUCAUCAACACAGUCACGGGCAAGGACGUGGUCCGCGUCCUCUCCCAGACGCAGACGACCACCUUGCGCGUGCCCGGCCCGGACGUGACCCUCACUCAGACGACGACCGUGUACCAGACCGGUGUGGAGGUCGUCACCUCCACCAAGAUUCAGCCGUCGAAGGUCGUCAAGGUGACCACGGUUACGGAGUCGUGCAAGGGCUACAACUACGACACUCCGGAGAACCCGCUGCUGAUCUAGACGCCACGGACGCCGGCCUUCAUCAAGACCGAGACAGCGCCGCACGAGCGCCGAGCGAUGAGAGGGUAUAAGUUAUGAGUGUGCUGAACGAUUGCUGCCCACGUUGAAUAUGUGCCUGUUGUGACCACAUGACCAUUUUGUCAUGCGCUGUGGCCGUUCCGCCGCAAUUUCAUGCUCUGGAAAUUAAUAAAUCUAAGGGAACCGAAAGACCAUAUGCUAUACGAAAUCACCGGCAAAUUUACUGGACUGCGGGGGUGCCACCUGCGAAGUGGAUGGACUCAGGUAAGCGUGAGAACAAGAGGCGACAAAUUUUCAGCCGCGCCAACAAUACGCCUGUUUCAUUCGUGUGUGUUAUCUGCACUUGUUCUUGAUUGACAUAGGACGGGAUUUUGACCGCUCCUGUGUGUCAUGCUUACGCGUGCGCUGUUAUCCUGGCAGUUGGGGGUGGUGCUGAGUUUCUUGAUGUCUCUGUCUCUGUGCGCGCCUCACCGUUCCCCACUCUUGAACACUAAACCAUCCACUAGAACAAAUUCAGGCAAGCGAAACCCGCUCAAAGGUCACAAAGCUAACAUCGCUGUCAAACCCAUUGGCUAUCCCACCAAAGCUUCUUCACGUUCGAGCCCCUCUCCCUCAGCUUUAAGCGCGCAUUGUCGGAACCUGACAUCGUGUGAUGGCCAGCGUGUUAGUCUUGGAGCGGCCACUGGCGCCGAAAGGUGACCGGGCUGCGCCG